CUUUGCACUGACAGCGUGACGAGGCGUACGUACGGCGUCGGCUCUGCUUCAUCGACUCGACAUGGGCUCGCGGAAACCGUCUAUAUCAGCCGUCACCUGGAAUGAGCGGCGGCACCACCUCGCGGUUGUCGUCAUAGCCAUCGCUACAAUCGUCGUCAAAGGACGUGGCGCCGGUGGGACGCUACCCGACGUCAUUCGAAUUGGUGUCGUGUACGAUCAUGCGGGCUCAUCCGAGGAAGAGAAGCUGCUGUGGCAAGCGCUCGACCGAGCCAACCUAAACGCCAGCGACGACGGAGAGGCGCCGACGGCAAUGGGUGGCGGCCCAGGGACCCAUGAGGCGGCUCCUGUUUCAAGCAGGGCACCGCACCUCAGUCUGGCCAUAGAAAGGUUGGAUCCGGAAGACACCUUCCGAUCGGCAAAGAAAGUGUGCAGACUCCUUGAGCAGGGCGUCCUAGCGGUGCUGGGACCUCGGCAGCGAGACGCGGCAUCCCUGGUCGGCAGCGCUUGCACAGGACACAGAGUCCCGCACGUCCACUUGUCCCAGGAAGUUGGGGCUCAUGCAGACGUAAAUGUGGGUUCGGCGUCCCUUACCCUGGCACCUCCCCCCCACGAACUGGACCAAGCUCUCAGGGAUUUGGUGGAAGCUCAGCGGUGGAAAGGCUUCACGAUUGUGUACGAAAAACCCGAAGCUCUGCUACGGCUGCGUGGUCUCCUACACUUGCCGCAGCCUGGCGGUCGUCCACUUCCGGUGUCGCUGCGCCUACUUCCGGACAAAACGGACCCGCGAAUUGUUCUGCGGGAGAUCGCUAAGGCCGGGGAGAGCAACAUCGUUCUCGACGUGGCUACGCACAGGCUUGGCGAUCUAUUCAGACAUGCCCAAAGAAUUGGAAUCGUCAACGAGUAUCACAACUUCAUUGUCACUACACUGGACUUGCACACGGUGGACCUUUCGGAUCUUCAGAACUCGGGAACCAACUUGACUGGCUUCCUGCUUCUGAAAAGAGAUCUCUGGGAGCAGGACAUCGGUGCCGUACGUGAGAAGUACACUCAAACUGGCGUAUACCCAUUAUUUCUCGCGCAUCGGGUCUUCUGGAAGCAAUUAAGGACAGACGCGGCUCUCACUCAAGACGCACUGAACAUACUCGUGCGAGCCAUCCAGAGCCUAGCCAAGGCCCGUACGCUGGAUACGCCCCCCAAAGUCAGCUGCCGUGCCAAUUCCGCGCCGAGCAACUGGGCGCACUCCGACAUGCUCAUCGAUGCUGUGAAGAAGGCUCGCUUUUCCGGCCUGACUGGACCCAUUUGGCUGGAUGCUACGGGUCAUCGAAGAAACGUGUCCCUGUACGUAGUGCAACUGAAGCGUGUGGGGCUGACGUCGGUCGGAACCUGGAGUGCGUCGUCUGGGCUCAACAUCACUCACGCGGAAAAGAUGUUCCAGGAAGAAAUACUUAAUGUAUUGAAGAACAAGACGUUGAGAAUUACGACAAUAUUGAAUGCACCUUAUGUCAUGCUCAAGAAAUCCGCACACAAGCUUGAAGGAAACGACCGCUUCGAAGGAUUCUGCAUGGACUUGCUGCGCGAAAUAUCUGUGUCUCUGGGCUUUCGCUACCAGCUGAGGCUUGUCAGGGAUGGUGCUUACGGAGCCCAAGACUCCCGAGGCCACUGGAAUGGCGUGAUGCGCGAGCUCAUCGACAAGGAGGCUGACCUGGCGAUCGGCGACUUGACCAUCACAUCACAGCGCGAGCAGGCCGUUGACUUUACUAUGCCAUUCAUGACCUUGGGCGUCAGCAUACUUUACAAGAAGACGGAGCAGAAACGUUCGCUUCUGUUCUUCCUGUCUCCGCUCUCAUCGGAUGUGUGGCUGUGUGUUGCAGCAGCGUGCAUUGUUGUCAGUGUCGUGCUGUGUUGCGUUGCGCGUGCUCAAAGUGCGGAGUGGACUAGAAGCCGUGCCGUUUCGCGAUGUGCUGGCUGCUGCUUGAAAAGUGACUUCACUCUGCUUAACAGCUUGUGGUUCACAAUAAGCGCCAUCAUGCGCCAGGGGUGCGAUAAGUCUCCAAGGUCGCCUUCAACACGCAUCAUCACGGUGACUUGGUGGAUGUUCUCGUUCGUGCUGGUAUCUUCGUACACGGCGAACCUGGCGUCAUUCCUGACUCGAGAGCGGCUUCGGUCGCCCAUCGAGAGCGCCGAAGACUUGGCCAAGCAGUCCGCUGUGCGCUACGGUUGCGUGCGAUCAGGAUCGACACACACUUUAUUCAAGGAGUCGAGAUACGAGACGUACGAGAUGAUGUGGCACGCCAUGAAGGAUGACUUGGUGUCUUCCAACGACGAGGGCAUUGAGCGCGUUGAAAGCGGGGGCUACGCCUUCCUCAUGGAGUCUACCAGCGUCGAGUACGUGGUACGGAGACGGUGCAAGCUCAAGCAGAUUGGGGGUCUGUUGGAAUCCAAAGGCUAUGGCAUCGCCACGCCGACCGGUGAGUCUUAA
Molecule: messenger RNA, 2479 nt
Organism: Dermacentor silvarum
Lineage: Eukaryota; Metazoa; Arthropoda; Arachnida; Ixodida; Ixodidae
Product: glutamate receptor ionotropic, kainate 2-like
Exons: 14
Coding region: 62-2479 (805 amino acids)
Biological process (GO): modulation of chemical synaptic transmission; monoatomic ion transport; synaptic transmission, glutamatergic
Cellular component (GO): plasma membrane; postsynaptic membrane
Molecular function (GO): glutamate-gated receptor activity; transmitter-gated monoatomic ion channel activity involved in regulation of postsynaptic membrane potential
Source: RefSeq, a predicted model, not a curated record